AUGAAUGCUUUCGAGCCAUCGGCGACGAAUCCGACAGGCCCCCAGCCCAUCGAGGACGCCAGAGAUGUCCGAUCUUCAUCGUCACGCUCGCCAACACAUGCGAACUCGAGUCUGUCGUCUUCGGUGGGCAGUAGCCGGUCCCACUCAAGCUUAUCGUCCCGAAAUCAUCAUCGAUCCCAGCAAUCGCACCGGCCGACCAACGAGUCCACGGCCGUCUUCGAACAGAUCAGUGCCUCGCCGCGCAGCUAUGGCGCUACGGAAGCGCCUCAUCCUUCCAGUACACAGAAUGUCCCUGGAACCUCUAAAAAAGACCAAAUAGGAGGCCCGAUACGGAGUAAUUCUGGGAGUAAUCUUAAUCCUCGAGCCACUCAGCCUGACGAAUCCAAUGAGCCCCAUCAUUCCUGGUAUGGUCGGUUUGUUGAUCGAUUCGGCGCCCUCGAGUUGGAGAACAAGGGCAGCGUUGCGCGUGACCAUCUUGCUUUAGAGCGGACGUUCCUAGCUUGGAUGCGCACCUCCCUCGCCUUCGCCUCGAUUGGCAUAGCUCUUCGCGGCUUCAUCGUCCAACCCCCUUCUGUCCUCUCACCUCACCCCGAUCCUCCUCUUUUCGAUAUCACUGCAUCCUCUGACUCUUCCCGCCUACGCAGUGUCGGCAAACCUCUUGGCUCGACCUUCAUCGCCGUUGCUAUCCUCAUUCUCAUUGUGGGCUUCCACCGCUACUUCGAAAGCCAGUACUGGAUUGUCCGUGGCAAAUUCCCCGCGAGUCGGGGGAGCGUUGCUUUGACGGCAUGUGUGGCUGCGGCUCUGAUUGUCGCAGCCUUGGCCGUCAUUCUGGCGGUUUCCCCUGGUGCGAUUGAACGGUGA
Molecule: messenger RNA, 861 nt
Organism: Penicillium macrosclerotiorum
Lineage: Eukaryota; Fungi; Ascomycota; Eurotiomycetes; Eurotiales; Aspergillaceae
Exons: 3
Coding region: 1-861 (286 amino acids)
Source: RefSeq, a predicted model, not a curated record